Messenger RNA from Hyposmocoma kahamanoa, 439 nucleotides. RefSeq lists its product as uncharacterized. The record is from RefSeq and is a predicted model, not a curated record. NCBI's taxonomy places the organism in Eukaryota, Metazoa, Arthropoda, Insecta, Lepidoptera, Cosmopterigidae. Bases 80 to 439 code for a protein of 119 amino acids. The transcript has 4 exons.
UUUAUUUGUUCUCCUUGGCGUUAGUAAUGUUAAUGCUAAUAUUGAUUGCAAUAAUACUUAUCGUCAUAAGUACAAUACGAUGCCGUACCACGUCAGAAGCAAAAAUUACGUUGUACCAGUUAUAGUUGGACUGGCGGUCCCGAUUGCCAUAGUUGCAUUCUGUGGUGUUAUAAUUCUUGAAAUUGAUGACACCGUGUUUAAAUCAAGCCGACACAUGUUGUGCGACGGUCUCUAUGACAAAGUGGAUAGAGUUCUGUUCAAACAGAAAUAUUUAAUAGAUUCGCAUACAAAACUUGCAGAGAAACUUUCGAAAAGCGACAAAUAUUCAAAAUUUUUUAACACCAUUCCCAAUUAUGCAGCACACCUUGCUGACCUCAGGACCGCUGCAGAUAAUUCAAAACAAAUUAAAACGGAGGUAGCGAUGCUUCAGCAUUACUAA